Molecule: messenger RNA, 1485 nt
Organism: Phascolarctos cinereus (koala)
Lineage: Eukaryota; Metazoa; Chordata; Mammalia; Diprotodontia; Phascolarctidae
Product: actin-related protein T2-like
Source: RefSeq, a predicted model, not a curated record
AAGGUCCAGCCCCCAAACUGCCUAAAGGAAACUGGAUCAACCUCUCAAAGAUGAGUGCCCCUCCAUAGCUCUCUGGACUGGCCAACCCAUCUCUGUGCUAACACAGCAGGGACUUCAGAACCUUGGGUCCACCAACAUUCUAAGAGCUUUUCAGUUGUCAUAAAACAGUAGAGGGAAGGAAGAAAAAAAUCAUUUUGAUUUUGGCAAGCGAGCACACAAGAUAGGGUGAGCAGAGAAUGAGCCAAGCAUGUUUAACCCACACAUGUUAGAGACUCUGGCGGUGAUCUUCGACAAUGGGUCAGGGCUAUGCAAGGCUGGUGUGUCAGGGGAGAUCGGUCCUCGGCAUGUCAUCAGUACAGUCGUUGGACAUCCCAGGUUCAAAAUGGGUGGCUCGGAGCAGAAUCAGAAGCUGUAUUAUGUUGGAGAGGAAGCCUUGUACAAGGCAGAAUCCUUAUUUUUACAAUAUCCUAUUGAGAGAGGUAUCAUCACAUCUUGGGAAGACAUGGAAAAACUCUGGAGACAUCUCUUUGACUGGGAACUUGGGAUUAAGCCCUCUGAGAGACCAGUGCUCAUGACAGAACCUUCUCUGAACCCCAGGAGCAACCGGGAGAAAACAGCAGAGAUGAUGUUUGAGAGCUUCAAAGUACCAGCUUUCUACCUAUCUGACCAAGCAGUCUUGGCACUCUAUGCUUCAGCCUGUGUCACGGGGUUAGUGGUGGACAGUGGCAACAGUGUCACCUGCACAGUCCCUGUGUUUGAAGGGUAUUCCUUGCCUCAUGCAGUUUCUAAGCUUUAUGUGGCAGGGAAGGAUAUUACUGAGUAUCUCUUGAGAUUGCUGAUAAACAGUGGGAGGUCUUUCCCUUGUGCUCUAGACAAAGGAUUGGUGGAUGACGUCAAGGAAAAACUAUGCUAUGUGGCCUUAGAUCCAGAGAAAGAGCUGAGCAGGAGACCUGAGGAAGUCAUGAGAGAUUACAAACUUCCUGAUGGUAAUGUCAUCCGUUUUGGAGACCAAUUGUUCCAGGGACCUGAGAUUCUCUUUGCCCCAGAACAGCUUGGCAUACAACUCCCAGGGCUUUCCAAAAUGGUUUCUAACAGCAUCCUGAAAUGUGAUGCUGACACACAGCAAUCUCUCUUUGGGAAUAUUCUUCUCUCUGGUGGUUCUUCCCUGUUCCCUGGACUGGAUGAUCGGCUGAUGAACGUAGAACAGCAAGCCCCAAAGGGCAUCCCCAUCAAGAUAACAGCUCCUCCUGAUCGAUGGUUCUCCACUUGGAUUGGGGCCUCCAUUGUGACAUCACUGAGCAGCUUCAAGCAAAUGUGGGUCACUUCCAUGGAUUACAGAGAAUUUGGGACAUCUGUGGUCCAAAGAAGAUGCUUCUGAAAGUCUUUGAUGAACCAACUUAUCAUAGACACAUGGUUCUUACAUUUCUUAGAUGAAACAUGCAAAGGCUUAUGUAACAAGGUAUAAAAUAAAAUGUAAAAAAUGAA